AACUGUUAGCUAGCGAGGUUCCGAACAGCGCCGCUAGUAUUUAGCUCAUGACAGAAGAUUUUUUGACUAAUUUAAGGCAAAAACGCAGUUUAAUUUGAUUAUCUUUUGAGAAAUAUUAAUUGUUUUAAAAUUACAUUUAAAGCAGCAGCUGCUUUGUUGUAGCAGGAUGGUAAUUAUUUAUAAAAGGUUUGCUAAAGCUAGCCAGCUGUGUUAGCAUGUUGCUGUAGCACAUUUCGUGCUUCUUCACCGGGUUAAAAAAAUAAAGCUGUGGUUAUUAUUUUCGGGUUUGGAACUGUUCCUGUUUGUAUCGUCUAUUCUAUUUAAUUUUUUAAAAUUGUUUUUAAAUGUAAAGUAUUAGUGGGGCUGGUUCCGCUUCCCCUGGUAAACAGCCGGCUGUCAAUCAGUUUGUCUCAGAUUGUGAUCUUGAAAGUUUUUGAGUCCUUGGGAAAGACACGCAGCCAGAGUGUCCUGAUCUUUAUAACUGUACAUGUCUCAGGCUAAACAUGCUGAGGCGCGGGAGCUGAUGUACCGCGGCGCUCUGCUCUUCUUCAGCCACAACCAGCAAAACAGUGCAGCAGAUCUGUCCAUGUUGGUGCUGGAGGUUUUGGAGAAGUCAGACGCAAAAGUUGAGGACGAAAUAUUAGAACAUUUAGCUAAGCUGUUCAGCCUGAUGGACCAGAACUCUCCGGAGAGAGCGGCGUUUGUGUCCAGGGCCUUGAAGUGGUCCACUGGAGGCUCCAGCAAGUUGGGCCAUCCCAAGCUGCACCAGCUGCUGGCUCUCACCUUAUGGAAAGAACAAAACUACAGCGAGUCCCGUUAUCACUUCCUGCAUUCGUCUGACGGGGAGGGCUGUGCUCAGAUGCUGGUGGAGUACUCGGCGUCCCGGGGAUACCGCAACGAGGUGGACUUGUUUGUGGCGCAGGCCGUCCUACAGUUCCUCUGCUUAAAGAACAAGAGCAGCGCGUCUGUGGUGUUCAGCACGUACACAGAGAAACACCCGUCGAUACAGAAGGGCCCCCCCUUCGUCCAGCCUCUCCUAAACUUUAUCUGGUUCCUGCUGCUGGCGGUGGACGGGGGUAAAUUAACCGUUUUCACAGUGUUAUGUGAACAGUAUCAGCCGUCUCUGAAGAGGGAUCCCAUGUAUAACGAGUAUCUGGACAGAAUAGGACAGCUUUUCUUUGGCGUUCCACCCAAACAGUCGCCAUCGUACGGCGGCCUUUUAGGAAAUCUGCUGAACAGCCUGAUGGGUUCUGGUGAGGAUGAUGAUGGCGUCGAAGAGGCCCAGGAGGACAGCAGCCCCAUAGAACUGGACUGACCCAACAGCCGGACGGAGGGCUCAAAGGAAGAAAAAAAAAACAGACUGCCCCCUCCUUCACCUUCACAGCGGGGUCAGGGCGGAGUGCCGUCUCGGGUUUUUACUGGCGUGCUGUUCAAAAGCUCCCAUCAUCCCCUGCGUCCCGUCAGCGCCGCCUGAACCGAACUGAACCCUGUCCAGCUGAGACACUUCAUUUCCCAUCAUUCUUAGUUCGGGAUCUCCAAGCAGGUGUGGCAUUCUGAAACUGUUUGAGCGUGAUGGCGCCACCCGGUGGUUUUUUUUUCUUUUCUCUUUACAGCAGCUUUUCUUGGUUAGGACUCGUUUCUGUAUAACUUAUUCCUAGAGAAGGAAAGGCAGCUCUGUAGUUUAAGGGCGCAUUUGAUUGACAGCGGGGCUCCAAGGGUCAGAAAAGCCUGAACGUCCGCAGGUCUCCCGGCGCGGCGUUCUCUCAUGUUCCACGGCCAACGUUACCCCUUUCAGGCCAAACCAGACGAUUGUGAAAUAAAUAAACGAUUGACUCAUCCGAUUUUACUUCAUUUGAAUGUUUCAGUCCAGUUUACCCCUCCAAGCAGAGCCCCCCCCCCACUGAAACUGAUGCUAGUUUUUGGAAAAAUGUGCGAAACGCUGCUGACGUCUGAGGAGCGUUUUAGUCUUUUCAACAGUACACUAACGAAAUAAAGAUCAACUGAGAGGA
This is a messenger RNA of Oryzias latipes (Japanese medaka), 2009 nucleotides long. It is a transcript of the gene get4, whose product is annotated as guided entry of tail-anchored proteins factor 4. Gene Ontology annotation, cellular component: BAT3 complex; cytosol. Gene Ontology annotation, molecular function: protein binding. The record is from RefSeq and is a predicted model, not a curated record. Gene Ontology annotation, biological process: protein insertion into ER membrane. Lineage: Eukaryota; Metazoa; Chordata; Actinopteri; Beloniformes; Adrianichthyidae.